Messenger RNA from Cylicocyclus nassatus, 3141 nucleotides. Lineage: Eukaryota; Metazoa; Nematoda; Chromadorea; Rhabditida; Strongylidae. The record is from the annotation of a GenBank genome assembly.
AUGCACAUUUCGUAUCCUUUGCUAGAUUUUCUGCCAGUGGCAAAUGUGGCGUUUGCGCUGCUCCAUGGUUACAGAGACGUUCUGGAUCGUUCGGCGUGGCCUGCUCUUGGCAGGCCCCUAGGAUGGGGCGAUGAUUCCACGACGGGUGCUAUACCUGAAAUUCCAUCAGUACUGCAUAAUCCGCCGGACUACGGUAUGCCACAGAGCCGAUAUGGUCUUGGUGAGUACGGAUCGGCAUUCAGUGCCGUUCAGCCUCGAGCCUCGUCGUCGUACGAGCCGUACGACAUCGCACAGGCUCCAACUCCGACUCCUGCACCGGCACCGCGAGGUGGAAGCGCAGGACCGAGUCGAUACGGGUAUCCCUCCACUUCCGGACGUAAAACGCUCACUAGACAACACCGCUCCAUGGACACUAUGGGACCACUGGAGUCGGAUAUGGGCAUGUCUGGCCAGGAUGGCCCGCUAGCGAUCGCUACGAAUUUCCCCUCGCAUCAGAGCAGUGGUCUUCAUGGUACAUAUCGCGCACCUCUAUCAAAUCCAACAUCGACAAGUCAAAAUUACUGGAGCAACAUAGGGAGAAUGGCGCAGUAUUCCGACGUUGGUGCUGGGAGUGCCGGGCGAUUGCCGGGCUUAACGCUUUCAGCCGAGUAUGAGCAGCUCAAAGCUGAUUACCAAGCAAGUGUAGAGAAGCUAAAUCAAACGAUGAAUUCAAUAAAAACCUUUUGGAGCCCAGAGCUGAAGCGCGAGAGGCAAAUGAGAAGAGAAGUAGAACGAUUACUGCAAACGGCUGGACCUAGCUCGGGUGUGUCACAGGAUGGUCAGUACGCUCAUCUCCGUAUGGAGAUUGCAGCUCGUGACGAGAAGAUUAGGCAACUGAAUACAAUGCUUGAUGAGGGUAUGACGGGUAACUCGAGUCUAGCAGAAAUGAGAAUCCGCGAGCUCGAGGAUGUCGUUUCUCAGCUACAAGAAAUGCUGAAGAGCAACGAACAGCAAAUGUUAACCCAAGUGGAACCGAGUGGUCGUUUUGCUCUCGAGAACGCAUUGCGCAUUGCUGAUGAUAGACAAGCACGGAUAAAUGAACUUCAAGAAGAGCUUUCUCGUCUUCGUAUAGCCAGGGCAGGGCAACCUCGAGACUUCACCGACAAGAGCGUCACAAGUCAUGAGAUGGUCACUCUUCGCAUGAAAAUGGAGCGGUCGGAAGUGGAGCUUAGCGAAAGAAAAGCGGAAUUGGCUCAGUGUCAAGCACGAAUGAGGACUGCGGAAGAGCAAGCAGCCGAUCUACGGCAGCACGUUCAGUUGCUGAAAGAGCAAAUAACAAAUCGUGAACAACAACAUACGCUUCUUCAAGGCGAUGUUGAUGCUCUCAGAUCCAAACUGGAAGGAAAGAAUCAGCAGAUGGAACAACGCGAUCAGCGUAUAGAUCGGUUAGAAAAGGACUUGGCAAAUGCGAAGGGUGAAGUCAGCGAAAAGCAUGAGCAGAUCCAACAGUUGGAUCAUCGAAUAUCUCAGAUGAUGGGACGUAUUGAUGGACUAGAAACAUCGCUCAGAGAUAAGGAGGCAGAGCUCGAUAAAGCAAAAAUCCGGCUUCUUAGUCAUCCUGAUGUCAUCAAGGAAAAGGAGUUCAAGGAGAAGAUUGAUACAUUAACGAUUGAAAAACAACGCAUGCAAGAUCACAUCGAUCAGCUGCGACGGAACUCCGAGAAGGAACGACUCGAGCAGCAAGAAAGUUAUCAAGCAGAGCUUCGGCAGCUGAAGUGUAAUGUGGAGAAUCUCCAGAAGGAGCUCGCUGAUCGCGACGUUCUCUUGGAAUCUCAAAAUGAGAAAAUCGGUGAUAUGGAUAAAGAACUCGCUUCAUCGCGGCAGCGCUUACAAGCCGUCAUGGUUGACAAAGGAGAGAAUGAACUUCGCAGAGAGGUCGAAUCGGCACGAGGUGAAGUGGAGAAGCUUCUGAAAAUGGUGCGGCAGUUGGAAAAGGAAAAUCAGCAGUUGAGUUCGCAGUGUAAACAGCUCCAAAGUGCAGUAGAUCGAGGAGGCACAGAUAGCAGCGGAACAUUGACAAAGGGCGAUUUGCCCACAGUCGUUCCUGGAAGUCUUUUAUCAGGAGGAAUAAGUGCCCAGGCCAAGAAGAGAAUAGAAGAGCUUGAAGAGGCGCUGCGUGAAUCUGUGAGCAUCACAGCUGAAAGGGAAGUUCACUUGUCACAGCAAAAACAUCUGCUCCAUCAAGUGAAUCAGCAGUUGUCUGAUGCACGGAGAGAGAAUACCGAGCUGAGGAAGCGAUUGUCCGAGGGAGGAGUUGCCGAACGUGAACAACUACUAAGAGCUGUUGAGUCUGAGCGGCGACAGCACAUUGAACAGCUGCUGCAGCUCAAGCAAGAAGCGCUUUUGGCGGCAAUAGCAGAAAAAGAUGCUCACCUCGCCCUUCUCGAAAAAUCGCGCGCUCCUCGAGAAGAAAUUGAUACUGUGCGCAGACAUAAAGAAGCACUUAUGCGAAAGCUAAAGCAAGAGAACGAACGCCGUGCCAUGGUCGUCCGACCUGAUAGCGCCGCAAGCGUAAUCCAACCAGGAGCAGCGACUGUUGCUGUUGGUGGCCCUGCCCAGUACAUAGCUCAGCCCAGUCCGCGACAAGGUGAUGUGAUGCCUGCUGAAAUCGACGACUCCGAAGGGAUUUGGGCGUAAAUGACCACUGUUAUGCGUUACCAUUGUCUUUUUCUCAUUUGCUCUUGAACCAUCACAAACCUGAUUUUCUAGUCAUUUGCCAUCUUUUAGGUACUGCUGCAUUAUUAAUCUCCGCAUACAACAUGGUACUGCCGCGCACGCUUUCUCUUACUUACUCAGAGCCUUUUCCCCAUCUAUUCUGCCCAUUCAUAUGUUGUCACCUCUUCAUGACCAUUUUUUUCGCAUUUACUGCGAUUUAUUGCGCUCGCGCAGCAUUACCUGGUGGGAUCAAAUCCUAGAAUUAUCUCUUGCACUUACAGCAUUACCCUUGAUUUUACACUGCGCAAUUCACUUUCUUCACACCUUUUCCAGUGAUUAUCGUUUUUUGCAUGUCUUUCCGCAAUAUGAUCACAGUUUGAACCUCACUUCUUUCAGUCAUAAUAAUUUAUCGGAAUGAACAAUACGAGAUACAGUCAGAAAUGUACA